AUGCGCGACGCGUCCUUUAUCGGGCACAAACGCCUCCUUCUGUGGAUCAAUGCGCUGUGUGAGACGGAGCUGACGCGCGUGGAGCAGCUGUGCUCUGGCGCGAUCGCUUGCCAAGUGCUGGACGCGAUGUACCCAACUCGCGUACCCAUGACGAAAGUGGACUGGACCGCAACACAGCCGCACGAGUUUACGCGGAACUACAAGGUGCUACAGAAAGUGCUGACGGCGUUGACGGUGGGGAAGGAGGUUCCAGUGGACCGACUCAUUCGGGGCAAGUAUCAGGACAAUCUGGAGUUCCUGCAGUGGCUCAAGAGCUUUUACGACCGUCAAUCGACUCGGUCGGGGGCUUACGAUGCUCUGGCUCAACGCGCUAAGGGAAAAGGGGGCUCUCGGUACCGAUACAAUGCCGACAAAAGCGACUGGCUCUUGCGUUCGAUACCAUUGAGGAAGAAACGAGCACGGGUUGGGCUGGAUUUAGUCUCUUAUGACGAAGAUCAGGAAGUGGCGUCGGAGUUCAAGGCGAUGGUUGAGACGAUGCAGCAAUUGACGAUCACGAGCAAGGGACUGAUGGAGGAAAAAGAAGCGCUCGUAGCGCAAAUCCGCGAGCUGCGUGAAGCUAUUAAACGCACGAAGAACGAGCGUGAUGUUUACAUGAAGAAACUGGACGCUAUUGGAGAGUUAGUGCACGCUGUGGAGCUGUCAAAGACGUCGAGCGCACAGACGAAUCUGCUUGGACUCUCGAUCCUUGAUGUGGUUUAUGCGACUGAGGAAGAUGAACACGAUGAGGAGCUUCCCUUUUGA
Messenger RNA from Peronospora matthiolae, 801 nucleotides. The record is from the annotation of a GenBank genome assembly. Lineage: Eukaryota; Oomycota; Peronosporomycetes; Peronosporales; Peronosporaceae.